This is a messenger RNA of Sphaeramia orbicularis (orbiculate cardinalfish), 1347 nucleotides long. RefSeq names its product ribosome biogenesis regulator 1 homolog (gene rrs1). Gene Ontology annotation, biological process: endonucleolytic cleavage in ITS1 to separate SSU-rRNA from 5.8S rRNA and LSU-rRNA from tricistronic rRNA transcript (SSU-rRNA, 5.8S rRNA, LSU-rRNA); ribosome biogenesis; ribosomal large subunit biogenesis. Bases 49 to 1128 code for a protein of 359 amino acids. Gene Ontology annotation, molecular function: protein binding. Gene Ontology annotation, cellular component: nucleolus; preribosome, large subunit precursor; nucleus. The transcript has a single exon. NCBI's taxonomy places the organism in Eukaryota, Metazoa, Chordata, Actinopteri, Kurtiformes, Apogonidae. The record is from RefSeq and is a predicted model, not a curated record.
UGGUCCGCACGUGGGUCGACCCGUCUGCGUUAAAGUGCACUAGCCAACAUGGCAGCGUGCAGUGUUGAGCAGCUGCUAGCUAAAGCAGAAGCAGAAGAGGCUGAAAAACUAAACAGUAUCACCGUGAAGAAGGAGCUGGACUUGGAGUUUGACAUCGGGAACCUUUUGGCGUUUGAUAAAAACCGCGUUGAGGUCGCGGUCUUCAGACAGCAGAAGAAAGACGAGUUCCUCUUGGCGUUAGCUCGUGAUAACACGCAGUUGCUAAUCAAUGAGAUCUGGAAACAACCCACGGAGAGGGUCGAGGAGGCGAUAGUGGCCAAACUCCCGGACCCGGUGACCCCGCUGCCCAGGGAGAAGCCGCCCCCGAAGGCCAAACCUCCCACCAAAUGGGAGCAGUUCGCCAAGCUGAAGGGUAUCCAGAAGAAGAAGAAGACCAACUUGGUUUGGGAUGAGACUGCGAAGGAGUGGAGGAGGCGCUGGGGCUACAAACGGGUCAACGAUGGCACCAAGGAGUGGUUGAUCGAGGUCCCGGAAACCGCAGACCCCAACGAGGACCAGUUCGCCAAGCGCGUGAAAGCCAAGAAGGAGCGCGUGGCUAAGAAUGAGUUCAACAGGCUGAAGAACAUCGCCAGGGCCCAGAAAGGCAAAGCUCCAGGUUUAGGGCUGACCCCCAAAGCUCAGCAGUCCAAAGAUGAGCUGGCCAGAGCUGUGAGCGUGGCCAAAAGCUCCACAGCAUCCGUGGGGAGGUUCCAGGACCGGCUGCCCAAGGAGAAACCACCCAAGAACACAGGCAAGAAGAGGAAGUUUGAGCCCCUCAUUGGAAACUUUUCCAACGAGAAGCAGAAGCAGCUGGAGCUCCUGCAGGUCAUGGACAGUAAGAAACCCAAGAUGGACAUCACGAAGGCUGUCAACAAGCAGAUGAGAGAGGAGGACAGGGAGGAGGCCGCCGCCAAGUACAAGAAGGGAGCAGGGAAGAGGGGACGCAAGGGGAACAUGCCAGGGAAAGGCAAAGGGAAGGGUGGGAAAGGUAAAGGAGGCAAAGGAAGAGCAGGUGGAGGAGGAGGCAAAGGAAGAGCAGGUGGAGGAGGAGGAGGGGGGAAGAAGAGAUCUAAACCUGGGAAGAAGUGAGGAUACGUCCCUCUCCUCCGUCCUUCUGUACUAUUUAGUCCUUCUGUGUGCCUGAACUGGACAUGAUGCAAUAAGAAAAACUGUUCAUUUCACCCAUGAACAAUGACUGUUCAGCAUUUAUCUGGUUCUUUCACUGUCCAGACUGUCCUGUAAAUGUUUACUAAAUUUGUAAAUAUAUCCGCUGGCUUGCAUAUGAAUUAAUAAACACCUACAAGUGAU